AUGUCUGCCGUCGAAGAAUUCGAAACCAUCUUGAAACAGUUGCCUACCGUGAAGGCACCUGGUGUCUCCGGGACCAGAAUUAGAAAGUUGACCGAGUUGGCCUCCAAGAAUGUUGAAAUGGAAUCCCAAAUGGUUUCCAAGUUGUACGCCCAUUGCAAGGCCACCCCGUCGACCCACAAGCUCGGCGCCCUCUACGUGCUCGACUCGAUUCUCCGCGCCUACGCUACUGCUGCCCAGCAGGAGAACCAGACCGUCGGCGAAACGGCUCCCGAUGGCACCGCUGCCGCGGGUGUGUUCCAAAUCAGUCAGGUCGUGGACCUGCUCUUGAAGGACUCCUUAGAAUUCAUGGUUGACGAAGACGAGAGAAUCAAGGUCGGCAAGUUGCUCGACAUCUGGGAGAAGACCAACACGUUUGAAGUGUCUUUUGUAGCCCAGUUGAGAGCCAACUACUUCCCUACCACCACUCCAAAGGGCUCCCCAAAGGCGAGCUUGGUCAAGCCCGAAGCCCCAGCCGUGCCUGCGGCGCAGCCGUUUGUGCCUCCGGCUCCAGCGGCUGCCGCCAAGGACCCAGCAUCCAUCUUGGCUGCGUUGGCCAACUUGGCCGAUAAGAGCAAGUCGCCAAGCAACCCUAACACCGUUUUGUCUGCAAACUCCUCCUCCUCCGCCUCCUCCUCCGCCACCACCGCCGAUGACCCGUCUGCCAUCUUCAAUAUGUUGCAGCAGAUGCAGAAAGAGUCCGCUCCCGCUGCUCCGGCGCCAGCUCCUAUUAGCUUACCGCCACAGGACCAGGUCUUCAACCAGGGCAACCAAGGCGGCAGAAACUUCGACCAGCCGCCUCAGGGCCACGUUGUGGGUGAAAGAAACACCCCUGACAACCCGCACUUCCGUCCUAAGAAGCUCACCUACGACAACCUUCCUGCGGGCUCCAUCAAGGUGUUCUCCAGAACGUUGUUCCUCGGCGGUGUGCCGUCGUACAUGGACGAUCGCGAGUUGAUGUCGGUGUUGCGUCCGUUCGGUGAGGUGCAAUCAGUCAUCUUGAACUCUGAGCGCAAGCACGCGUUUGUCAAGGUGUACUCGCGUGCCGAGGCCGAGUCUGUGAUCAACGACUUUUCCAAGUCCUCCCAGUUGCCUAUCCGUGUCCGUUGGGGGGUUGGGUUUGGGCCACGUGAGUGCUGCGACUACCAGCACGGUGUAUCGAUCAUUCCGAUUUCCAUGUUAACCGAGGCCGAUAAGAAGUGGUGUGUCAAGGCCGAAUGGGGUGGCACCGACGGCGUUCCGUUGGAUAGUGGUAUGGUGAUGGACGAGCCAGAUAUCGAAAUCGGGACUGGUGUAUCGUCCAAGGCCAUUUCCAAGAAGAUGCCUACCAACUCGGCCAGAAACGGGCCAAAGUCCAACAAGCCGGGCGAGCCAGAAGAACGCUAUGUCAGCACUGAUUACCGUGGCGGGCAGCAGCCGGGUUUCAUGGCCGGGAUGGGUGCUGCCAACCCAUUGGCGAACAUGUGGGGCAACAACAACGGUCCUCAGCACCAACAGGGCCCUCCAGGCAUGGUGGCGCCGGGUAUGCAGAACCAGGCUCCGGCCCAGCCGGACUUUGCUGCCAUGAUGCAGACCAUGGCUGCCAUGAACGGCGGUCAGGCACCGGACUUUAACCAGAUGGCUGCCUUCUUCCAGCAACAACAAAGCCAGCAACGUUAA
Molecule: messenger RNA, 1695 nt
Organism: Babjeviella inositovora NRRL Y-12698
Lineage: Eukaryota; Fungi; Ascomycota; Pichiomycetes; Serinales
Product: Nrd1 complex RNA-binding subunit
Exons: 3
Coding region: 1-1695 (564 amino acids)
Cellular component (GO): nucleus
Molecular function (GO): RNA binding
Source: RefSeq, a predicted model, not a curated record